This is a messenger RNA of Physella acuta, 1531 nucleotides long. RefSeq names its product cytosolic Fe-S cluster assembly factor narfl. NCBI's taxonomy places the organism in Eukaryota, Metazoa, Mollusca, Gastropoda, Physidae. The record is from RefSeq and is a predicted model, not a curated record.
CCUUCGUUUAACUUCGCAGUUUUAGAAUGUUAGGUUAGUGAAAAUGGCUUCAGUUUUUAGCGGAGCUCUGCAACUUACGGAUUUAAACGACUUUAUUACACCAUCACAGGAGUGUAUUAAGCCUGUAAAAAUUGAAAGAAAGCCUGGAAAGGUUGGGAAAAUCAGAAUUGAAGAUGAUGGAUCCUAUACAGAGAUUUCACAGGAUGGUGCAGAGGUUCCCUUAGAGAAAGCAAAAAUUACUUUAAAUGACUGUCUUGCGUGUAGUGGUUGCAUCACAUCAGCUGAAAGUAUUCUGAUUACACAACAGAGUCAGGAUGAACUUUACAGAGUUCUGAAUGAAAAUGCCAUUCAUGAAAAGGCUGGUGAAAGUGACAAGCAGAAGGUUGUAGUGGUCUCUGUUUCCCCACAAGCCAGAGCAUCAUUAGCUGCCAAGUUCAAGUUGUCUGCAGAAUCAACUGCUAGAAAACUUACUUCCUUCUUUAGGCGCCUUGGGGUUCACUAUGUGUUUGAUACAACAUUUGCACGAAACUUCAGCCUUAUUGAAAGCUGUCACGAGUUUAUCAGGAGAUUUAAAGCCUCAGAAACAGACAAGACAGCUCUUCCUAUGUUAACUUCAGCUUGCCCUGGCUGGAUUUGCUAUGCGGAAAAAACACAUGGUUCAUACAUCCUCCCUUACAUCAGCACAACAAAAUCUCCCCAGCAGGUAAUGGGCUCUUUGGUUAAAGACUACCUGGCGCAGCAAAUAAACAGAACUCCUGAGGGUAUUUUUCAUGUUACUGUCAUGCCAUGUUUUGACAAAAAACUAGAAGCAUCUAGGGCAGACUUCUUUAAUGAAGUUUACCAAACAAGAGAUGUUGAUUGUGUGAUUACUUCAGGUGAAGUUGAAAAGAUGUUGGACAAAGAGGGAACAUCAUUAGUAGACAUAGAGGAACAAGCAAUUCAAACCAUAUUACCAUGCCUGGAUGAAGCAGAGCUGUUGUACAACCAUCAAGGUGGUGGCUCUGGUGGAUACCUGGAACAAGUUGCCAGACAUGCUGUGACGGUCUUGCUGGAGACAGACAUACAUCAACUUUCUUACAAAACAUUGAGGAAUCAAGAUUUUCAAGAAGUGACAGUUGAAGCUGAGGGCAAACCUCCGCUCAAGUUUGCUUUGGCUUAUGGCUUCAGGAACAUUCAAAACAUUGUCCAAAGAGUGAAAAGGGGAAAGUGCCAGUACCACUUUGUGGAGAUCAUGGCAUGCCCAUCUGCUUGUAACAACGGUGGGGGUCAAAUUAGGACAGAUGGGGAUGAAAGUCAGAAAGAGAGACUUGCGACAGUUGAUGAAGUUUACAAGAGUGUAAAAGCUGUAGACCCAUUUCAAGAGAGGCAAGUGGAAACACUGUAUGAACAAUGGCUGGGUGGGAAAGACUCAACUAAAGCUGCACAGAUGCUGCAUACCUCAUACCAUGAAAUAGCAAAACCAACAAAUGCUUUGAACAUAAAAUGGUGAAUCUUGUGAUAUAAAAUAAAAAUAAUUUUAAUGUUAACUUAA